Molecule: messenger RNA, 3169 nt
Organism: Hippocampus zosterae (dwarf seahorse)
Lineage: Eukaryota; Metazoa; Chordata; Actinopteri; Syngnathiformes; Syngnathidae
Gene: mllt10
Product: MLLT10 histone lysine methyltransferase DOT1L cofactor
Exons: 18
Coding region: 213-3050 (945 amino acids)
Biological process (GO): regulation of transcription by RNA polymerase II
Cellular component (GO): nucleus
Molecular function (GO): nucleosome binding; histone binding
Source: RefSeq, a predicted model, not a curated record
CCCUCCUCCCCCCGACAACCUCAAGAUAGCGUCGCGAAGUGGUUGUUUUGGUUGAAAAUAUCGCAUCAAGAAAGCACGUAAACACGUUUAAAACAUGGGAAUUCGGACGAGUGGGACCAAAUGCAGCGCAGGAGAGGAUCGACGGACGCGUUAAGCGAAGGAUUUGACUCGUCUUCCUGUGGUAUUGCUCCGCAUGUUCAAUUUCUUCGUAGAUGGUCUCCGGAGAGCGUUGUCUGCUGGUGGACACAGAGUUGUCGACGAGUAACAUGAAGGAGAUGAUUGGAGGGUGUUGUGUUUGCUCAGACGAGAGAGGCUGGGCGGAGAACCCGCUCGUAUACUGCGACGGACACGGCUGCAACGUCGCUGUGCACCAGGCCUGUUAUGGCAUUGUACAGGUGCCCACUGGUCCGUGGUUCUGCAGAAAGUGUGAAUCUCAAGAGAGAGCGGCUCGGGUGAGAUGUGAGCUGUGUCCCCAUAAAGAUGGCGCCCUGAAGAGGACGGACAAUGGCGGCUGGGCCCAUGUGGUGUGCGCUCUUUACAUACCUGAGGUGGAGUUUGCAAAUGUCUCAACUAUGGAGCCCAUCGUACUCCAGUCUGUGCCCCAUGACCGCUAUAACAAGACAUGCUAUAUCUGCGAGGACCAAGGCAGAGAGAGUAAAGCGGCCACCGGAGCAUGCAUGACCUGUAACAAACAUGGCUGCAGGCAGGCCUUCCAUGUCACAUGUGCCCAGUUUGCAGGGUUGCUGUGUGAGGAACAAGGGUCGGAUGCAGACAACGUCAAGUACUGCGGUUAUUGCAAAUACCACCACAGCAAAUUGCGAAGACGCAGGGGCCGCACUAGUAGAUCUCAAAGCUUAAGUGACUCUUCCUCUCAGUGUAUGGAUAGACCCCCAGACCAGGAAAAGAAGAAACACAAAGAACGGGACAGACACAAACCCAAACACAAGAAGACCUCCAUGGACAUGUCCCCCUCCCUUGUUCUCCCAAACAUCAUGGUCCCAGAGAAGACCUACACCAGCAGCAAUUCGGUGGUCGGGGGCCCCGCUCUCCCAGCAGCCUCGCAGAAGCGGCUGGAUGACGCGAGCGCCCGUUUCACCAACGCCAACUUUCAGGAAGUGUCAUCCUCUCACUCUCUGGCAAGCUCCAAGGACUGUCUCGCCGCUGAUGCCGCGAAGGUGGCUUCUGAGAUGAAGAGCAAGAAAACUCCCGCUGGAAGCCACGCGGUGGGGCAGAGGGGGGGCCGGAAGUCUCUCACCUCCUCGGGGAAAGCGCUCCCCUCCGCUGUGGUCACCAUGGCAACCUCCACAUCUGCCUCCACUGGACCUUUCCACCAAGGCCUGCUGUUGACGAGUGCCAGCAAGACGGCCUGUGCCCCCACAUCCUCUGAUUUCCUAAGCUUCGCCGACUCCUCCUUGCGCCCGGGAAGCGUGACUUCCUUCUCAUCGCCGCCAUCUUUCAGCUGCCUUGUGAAGCCGAGUUCAGAGGGCGCCGCUUCAGAGGGAACCACCAACCUUUUUGCCUCUCUUGCGACGACCGCUCCUGCAGUGGGCGGGAAGCUGUAUGACAAUUCCCACAGUCUCUCAGCCAGCGAGACGACGAGCCUCAGUGGCUCGGCCGUCUACAAACGGCCGCAGCCCUCCGCCAUCGGCCCGGGGAACGCUGGAGCAACCGCGGCAGGCGGGGAGGAUGGAGUCAAGAAGAAAAAGAAAGGCAACUGGCGCAACAGAUUUGGACCUUGCUUCACAACGGACGUCAAGCCACCAGAGUCAUCAUCGCCCUCCCUCGCUUUGCCCACCACCUCCACGGCCAACGCCUCCUCCUCUUCCGCCGCACCCCCACCCACGUCCUCCUCCAUGACGCUUUCUGGCCGGCCCGGCUUAACUUGCAGCGGUGGUUUAGGAAUGGGAGGAGGCGAAAGAGUUCUCGGGGUCAUAGGUGUCGGCAGCGGGAUGCAGAAGUCCCCCUCACUCCUCAGGAAUGGGAGUCUGCAAAGCAGCGGCGGAGCAGGUGUUUUCUCCGGCGGCGAUGGGUCGUCUUUGUCGGGCCCUGGCGCCGUCGCCAUGGGCGGAGUCAACUCGGACCAACUGCAACCCGCGCCUUCGCUGGCCCCUCCCUCUCCCUUCACCGCCACCGCACCCCUGACCGGCACGGCCACCACACACGUGAGUGCCCUUCCAGGGUCAGUUUUCAACAUGGCUCCCUCACAUAUGUUUGGUAACCGUCUGAAUCCGAACUCUGCCAUGGCAGCGCUCAUCGCCCAGUCGGAGGCCUCACCCGCAGAUCAGGACGCCGGAGACACGGGCGUCGGUGUGCAGGGCUUCUCAAUAAGGGCUUCUCCCAAGACCACGCCGCGCUCGCCAAUUGGUGGCCUGCAGAUCCGCUAUGACUCGUCAGGGUCGUUGCCGGGACCAGGGCUCGGGUUGCUAGGGGCCGGGGGAGGCGUCGGCGGCGGCGGCGGCGAGACGCUGCCCCCGGUGGCCACCACCAUAGAGCAGCUCCUGGAGAGGCAGUGGAACGAGGGGCAGAAUUUCCUGCUGCAGCAGGGCGCGCAGGGCGAUGUGGUGGGCAUGCUGAAGUCUCUCCAUCAGCUGCAGGAGGAGAACAGGAGGCUGGAAGAGCAGAUAAAAACACUCACUAUGAAGAGAGAGCGACUGCAGCUUCUCAGUGCCCAGCUAUCGGUGCCUUUCACGCCCACCUCGGCCUCCUCUGAUGUAAAGGGGGUGGCCUCUGACUCAUCGUUACCCGUGGCAGCUCAGGACAGCGCGUCAUGUGGCGGCCACAGCAGUAGCGGCUCUACCUCUUCCCUGUCAACCCCGCCCUCACUUUCUCAAAGCCCACCUCAGCCGCAGCUAAACGGCAUCGUCGCCGCAGGGACCACCACCCCAGCCGGGCUGGGGAGCAUGUCUGGACUGAUGGGCGCCUUUGGUGGCGGAAGCGCGCUGGGCAUGGGGGGCAUCUCUGGCACUCUGAACGGAGUGAUCCAGACGCCGGCGGGGACCGGAAGCCCUCACGCGACGGGAGCUUCAACCGUGCCUGUCAAUAACAGGUAGUGCGGGCGUCCUCGCUCGCUUACCCCACUUUUGCCCUCUGCUAUCCGGGUUCGUUUUCCACUCGUUACAGCCCCCUCUCAGUCCACAUCAUAUCGAUAAAAUCCAACUUCAGACCUUUG